This is a messenger RNA of Trichoderma gamsii, 243 nucleotides long. RefSeq lists its product as hypothetical. The transcript is spliced from 2 exons. NCBI's taxonomy places the organism in Eukaryota, Fungi, Ascomycota, Sordariomycetes, Hypocreales, Hypocreaceae. The record is from RefSeq and is a predicted model, not a curated record. The coding region runs from base 1 to 243 and encodes 80 amino acids.
AUGUCUAGAGUAUCCCUAAAGUACUAUACACGCCCGAUCUUCCUUGCCUUAUCCUCACUUCCAGUCUAUAUGGCUGUCGGUCACAUCAGGUAUAAGCUUGCAACGGUCAUGCAAAUUUUGCCCCUUGGGCAGAGCGCCAACGGGCAACUUACCCUAAUACUUGCUCUGCCUAUUUCAGAGCGACACGGAAUGGCCAUGGCCAAUCAUGAAGCUCUUAGCGCUUGCAGCCGACAUCUAUUAUGA